AUGCGGCUUGUACUGUUCCUUGUCGUCGUGACCGGCGUAGCGAAUGCGUAUAUUGAUCGGCAUGAUUAUACGCAAUGCUUCAAGAGGAUCCUGCGGGUCGGCGACGUCAUCACCGUCAGGGGAAAGAUCCUGAACGGCGCGACACGAUGGACGUGCAACAUCGCGAUGAGCGAGCUGAACAACUUAAUUAUCCACGCCGACCACCGAAUCCGUCCGACAUCCGUCGAAGGAGCGUAUGGCACUCAUGUAACUGCUCGCAUCGGAACUACGAAAUGGCUAAACGACAACUUCAAAGCGGCCAUCCCAUUUACCAGCGGGCCAUUCGAACUUGUUUUCAGCAUCGUGAGUGAGGGGAUUGUCGAAAUCGCCUACAAAAAUGCUGUUUUCAACGGGACCAGCUUCAACCGUGGCACCAACAUCCCGUUGUCAGUGGUUCGACAAAUCGAUUGCAGCGGCGACCUUGUCGACAUCACCUUCCAUGGGGACAUGAUGAGGGAUAAGGUGUUGCCCGUAGCCAACCGCGAUUGCCUGAUGUUCCCGCCAGAGCCGGCCCGACAG
Messenger RNA from Mesorhabditis spiculigera, 558 nucleotides. Lineage: Eukaryota; Metazoa; Nematoda; Chromadorea; Rhabditida; Rhabditidae. The record is from the annotation of a GenBank genome assembly.